AUGAACGAAGUCUUUCAGUGGGACAUCAUGUCAAUUCGUUCGGAAGCCUACGAAAAAGGUAUAGUGAGUGAAGAAGGGCAGGAAGCCUACGUCCUUCCCGCGCUCAAGGCCAAGUACGCUGAUGAACAGUACGCCAAGAUCCUGGAGUACAUUCAUCUUCUGGAAAACUUGGCUGACACCUAUCAGACGAACUGGUUGCGGCUCAAUGACUUAGCCGGACCACCUUACCCAUCCUUCACCAUGCACGAACUCAACGAGACCUGCAACGCCCACAUCAACAUGCUGAUCAUCGAUGCGACCGUGUUGCAGGUGGCUUUCUCCAACCCCGAGAUCAUCUAUCAGUUGAAGUUGCAACACCUCCCGGCUUUUGGAAAUUACGGGCUGCCGGAUAAGAGUUACGGCUGCAACCACGCAGUGUUUUUGAGUGAGUGUGACCAUGAAGCGAACGAAUACACCAUUUGGACAUGGGGAACCUCUGUGAAACUGACGCGUGAGAUCUUGUUGGGCUAUCCUACAACUCAACGUGGCUACCACACAGCCCCUGACACCUAUGUGCCCGCUUGGAACACUGGAGCUCUUUGUGCAGCAGUGAUUGCGGACAAGGUGAACGUCGACUGA
This is a messenger RNA of Cladocopium goreaui, 618 nucleotides long. The record is from the annotation of a GenBank genome assembly. Lineage: Eukaryota; Dinophyceae; Suessiales; Symbiodiniaceae.